Messenger RNA from Drosophila mauritiana, 453 nucleotides. It is a transcript of the gene Fad2, whose product is annotated as acyl-CoA Delta(11) desaturase. Gene Ontology annotation, cellular component: endoplasmic reticulum membrane. Gene Ontology annotation, biological process: unsaturated fatty acid biosynthetic process. The record is from RefSeq and is a predicted model, not a curated record. Gene Ontology annotation, molecular function: iron ion binding; stearoyl-CoA 9-desaturase activity. Lineage: Eukaryota; Metazoa; Arthropoda; Insecta; Diptera; Drosophilidae.
AUGCCACCCAAUACCAAAGACACAACCGGAGUGCUUUACGAAUCUGAUGCGCAGACAGUAGACGGUGGAUUGUCGACGGAGCUGAGCAAUCCGAAGACCACCGAUGGCAGGAAACUGGAGCUGGUAUGGUUCAAUAUAGUGUUGUUCCUGAUCCUUCACAUAUCUUCGCUAUAUGGAGUGUGGCUGUUCUUCACUUCGGCCACGUGGACAACGUUCCUGCUGCUCUGGCCAGCGGUUGUGGUGACCAUUUUGGGAGUUUCCGGCGGUGCCCAUCGUUUGUGGGCUCAUCGCACCUUCAAGGCGAAUACACCGCUCAAGCUGAUCUUGUUCCUGAACACUUUGGCCUUCCAGGAUGCGGUCUACUAUUGGGCCCGGGAUCAUCGUGUGCACCACAAGUAUACGGAAACUGAUGCGGAAAACUCAUUAUAUCCAGUACUGUUUUUACCGAAAUAA